AUGACAUGUAAGGAGACCACCGAAAAAGUUGAUAAACUACUUUCUGACAUUCAAGGAUUUAUGGAGGAUUUUCACAAUUCAUCUGCAUGCAAUACUGUAUCUACAAACUCAACCAUCAACAACCUUGUUUCCAGUCUCCAAUCGGAAAAGGCAGGUCUUAUGAAGGAAGAUUUGGUUCUUGAAAACAAGAUAAUGGAUGAGCUUGCUGUCAAAACUGAGAAAGUGAAGGUUCUCUCAAUCAAGUUAUCUUCUACAAAUAAGAAAAUUGACGAAUUUAAAUCUGAGAAGGCAGUUAUCAAAAGUUGUGUUGCUACUUUGAACACAAAUUUGCAUAGUCUAAUCGAGACUGAUGAUUAUCUCCUCAACAUCUCAAUUCGUCAAUAUUUACCAGAGAAAUUGAAGCCUAUCUUCUCUAUGCUUGACAGUAUUGAAGGUGUUUUAGAAUCUUCUAUUCCAAAACAAGGGGGAGAACCUGUAAAGACUUCUGGUGCCGGUAAACCAACUGAAGGUGAGGAUGACCACGAACAAAAAGCCAAGUCCAAAGAUCCGAAGGGUAAUGUAUCUUCGGGAUCAAAAGGAAAAGAGAAACUGAUUAAUGAAGAUGAUGAGGAAGAAAAAGAGGAGAAUGAGAAAUUGAAGCAUAAAAGUCACAAUGAGGAACAUGAUGAAAAAUUGCGAGUUGCUAAAGAAGCUGAAAAAAAGAAAAGGUUGCUCGUGAAGUAG
Molecule: messenger RNA, 723 nt
Organism: Lactuca saligna
Lineage: Eukaryota; Viridiplantae; Streptophyta; Magnoliopsida; Asterales; Asteraceae
Source: the annotation of a GenBank genome assembly